Molecule: messenger RNA, 1365 nt
Organism: Peronospora matthiolae
Lineage: Eukaryota; Oomycota; Peronosporomycetes; Peronosporales; Peronosporaceae
Source: the annotation of a GenBank genome assembly
AUGAAGAUUGAGGAAGUGCAGUCGACGGCCAAGGCGCAGCGCAUUGCGUCGCACACGCAUGUCAAAGGUCUUGGGAUAGAGGCAGAUGGUACAGCCCUGCCCAUUGGCUCGGGACUUGUAGGUCAAGAGAAAGCGCGGGAAGCAGCAGGACUCACUGUCGAGCUGAUCAAGUCCAAAAAGAUGGCGGGGCGGGCUUUGCUGCUUGCUGGGGCUCCUGGCACAGGGAAAACGGCGCUCGCGCUAGGCAUUUCGCAAGAAUUGGGACCCAAAGUACCGUUUUGUCCGAUGGUGGGAUCGGAAGUUUACUCGUCCGAAGUGAAGAAGACGGAGGUGUUGAUGGAGAACUUUCGUCGUGCAAUCGGGCUUCGGAUCAAGGAAAGUAAAGAGGUUUACGAGGGAGAAGUGACCGAGAUGACACCGGAAGAGACGGAGAAUCCGCUUGGUGGGUAUGGAAAGACCAUCUCGCACGUGAUUGUGGGUCUUAAGACCACGAAAGGCUCCAAGCAGCUGAGACUCGACCCAAGUAUUUACGAAUCACUACAGAAGGAGAAAGUAGCUGUGGGAGACGUCAUUUAUAUUGAAGCUAACAAUGGAAGCGUUAAGCGUGUUGGUCGCUCAGAUGCCUAUGCCACCGAGUACGAUCUGGAAGCAGAAGAGUAUGUGCCGAUCCCUAAGGGUGACGUCCAUAAGAAGAAAGAGCUGAUUCAGGACGUGACGCUCCAUGAUCUGGAUAUCGCCAAUGCGCGUCCGCAGGGUGGCCAAGAUAUCAUGUCCAUGAUGGGCCAAAUGAUGAAGCCCAAGAAGACGGAGAUUACUGAGAAGUUGCGGACGGAAAUCAACAAAGUCGUUAACAGGUACAUUGACCAAGGUGUAGCGGAACUCGUACCGGGUGUACUGUUUGUGGAUGAGGUUCACAUGCUGGAUAUUGAGUGUUUUACGUACUUGAAUCGUGCGCUUGAGUCGACAUUGGCCCCGAUCGUAGUUUUUGCUACGAAUCGUGGUGUUUGCCAGAUCCGUGGUACUGACGUUUCGUCUCCUCACGGUGUUCCGCUUGAUCUGCUGGACCGUAUGCUCAUAAUACGUACGAUGCCCUACUCUGUGGAAGAGAUGGUGCAGAUCAUCAAGAUCCGUGCUGAAGCUGAGAGUAUAAAGCUUACGGAGGACGCCAUUUCGCGACUGGGCGAGAUCGGCUCGGAGACAUCGCUUCGGUACAGUGUUCAGCUUCUCACGCCUUCACGGAUCCUUGCCGAGACUCAAGGCCGUUCCGAGGUGUCGGUGGAUGACAUUGAGGAGACUAAAAAUCUGUUUAAUGACGCUAAGCGGUCGGCGCUCGCUCUUGCGCAGUCUGAAGGGUAUCUUAUGUAG